GGCCGGUAUUGACUUCCGGAAAUCAACACAUGCUAUGAGAUAACGCAGAAAAUUAAUCAAAAGACGCCAAAACUGACGUUUUUACGAUUUGAGGAGCAUAAUGUCGACGUGUACAGUGUGCAGUCUCACUGUCAAUUCCCCGGAACAGCUGCAGCAGCAUAUGAAGGGAAAAGCUCACAAGAAGAAGAUGAUGGCUGCGGGACUGCCUGUGGAGGGGCUGACGAGCACACCAGGAGUAGGUGCAGUUUCACAGGAACAAGAGCCUGGCAGUGUGAAAAAGCGUAAGUCUACAGAUGGGGCAGAAGCAGGGAUGUGUUCUCUGUGCAACAUCGUCUUCAAUUCAACUGUGCAGGCCCAGCAACACUACAGCGGCAGCAAACACUUCAAGAGGAUGAAGAUUGUGCAUGGCAACUUAGAGAAACCUAAAGAAGAAAACCAGGGUGAAGCUGGGCCUACGAAGGCGACUGGGAUGUUAUACUGUGGCUUCUGCAAGAUACAGGUCAACUCCCAGGAGCAGCUAGAUAAACACAGAGAAGGUGCCAAACACAAGAAAAACCUCGAAAGAUUAAAGACCAUGGCUCCAAUUAAGAAAGUGACAGUGAUGCCGGACCAGACCGCAGUCAAGGCAAGUGAUGUGCCGUUGACAUUACCAUCAUUUGAAACAUAUCUCUCCACAUCGUUCGUGAAGGCCAAGGAAGCGACCCAGUCAAGCAUGCCAGCUCUGGACUCACACCUUAAAGGUUGAACCUGCCACUUUCAGCUUUGCAAGAUUGUGAUAUAUAUGACUCAACAAGACUUUGAUCGUGCCAUUCCUGCAACAUUCUGGUGCCAGUGACAAGUUCCAUAUGGCAGUUGAAGACACAGCAUCAAGAGUGUGCACAAAAAAACAGUAUAGAAACCACAGAUACCCUUCUGCUUGUGUGACUACAGUACAUUGUACCCAGCUCUCUAAGGGCCACACAGACUCAACCUGAUACAGCAGCAGUUCCCUGGGGUACCACUUGUUGUCCAUAGUUUCCCUCCACUUUAUGUUUAUAUCUUAGAACAGGAUUUCUUUGAAGUACAAGCCAGUGUUGGACACUAAAGGACAGGUCAUAUUCAUCAUAUGGGGUGGUGGGCUGGCGAGAUUAAGGUAGGAGUCAUGGAAUAAUAUCACAACAGAAGAGGUGGGAUUGCUAAAGGGUCAGGGUGGGGGUAAAGCAUAAAAACAUUACACAGUUCUAGUGUUUUAAAGUAAUCUUUUUAUGACAUCGAACAUUGUUGAAAAUAUACAGGAAAUAAUAAAAUAUACAAUAU
Molecule: messenger RNA, 1296 nt
Organism: Haliotis rubra (blacklip abalone)
Lineage: Eukaryota; Metazoa; Mollusca; Gastropoda; Lepetellida; Haliotidae
Product: zinc finger protein 346-like
Exons: 7
Coding region: 101-745 (214 amino acids)
Molecular function (GO): nucleic acid binding; zinc ion binding
Source: RefSeq, a predicted model, not a curated record